AUGGCCCUAUAUAUGACUAACGAUAGGCAGAUGGCCUUAUAUAUGGCUAACGACAGGCAGAUGGCCUUAUGUAUGGCUAACGACAGGCAGAUGGCCCUAUAUAUGGCUAACGACAGGCGGAUGGCCCUAUAUAUGACUAACGAUAGGCAGAUGGCCUUACAUAUGGCUAGCGACAGGCAGAUGGCCCUAUAUAUGGCUAACAACAGGCAGAUGGCCCUAUAUAUGACUAACAAUGGGCAGAUGGCCCUAUAUAUGGCUAACGACAGGCAGAUGGCCCUAUGUAUGGCUAACGACAGGCAGAUGGCCUUAUAUAUGGCUAAUGACAGGCAGAUGGCCCUAUAUAUGGCUAACGAUAGGCAGAUGGCCUUACAUAUGGCUAACCACAGGCAGAUGGCCCUAUAUAUGACUAGCAAUGGGCAGAUGGCCCUAUAUAUGGCUAACGACAGGCAGAUGGCCUUAUGUAUGGCUAACGACAGGCAGAUGGCCCUAUAUAUGACUAACGAUAGACAGAUGGCCUUACAUAUGGCUAACGACAGGCAGAUGGCCCUAUAUAUGACUAGCAAUGGGCAGAUGGCCCUAUAUAUGGCUAACGGCAGGCAGAUGGCCAUAUAUAUUGCUAACGACAGGCAGAUGGCCUUAUAUAUGGCUAAUGACAGGCAGAUGGCCCUAUAUAUGGCUAGUGACAGGCAGAUGGCCUUAUAUACGACUAACGAUAGGCAGAUGGCCCUAUAUAUGGCUAACAACAGGCAGAUGGCCUUAUAUAUGGCUAACGAUAGGCCGAUGGCCCUAUAUAUGGCUAACGACAGUCGGAUGGCCCUAUAUAUGGCUAACGACAGGCAGAUGGCCUUAUAUACGACUAACGAUAGGCAGAUGGCCCUAUAUAUGGCUAACGACAGGCAGAUGGCCUUAUAUACGACUAACGAUAGGCAGAUGGCCCUAUAUCUGGCUAACGACAGGCAGAUGGCCCUAUAUCUGGCUAACGACAGGCAGAUGGCCCUAUAUAUGGCAAACAACAGGCAGAUGGCCCUCUAUAUGACUAGCAAUGGGCAGAUGGCCCUAUAUAUGGCAAACGACAGGCAGAUGGCCCUCUAUAUGGCUAACGACAGGCAGAUGGCCACUAAUGAGGGAUCGCUAGCCUGCAAAUAUAUAGUGGCUUUUGCCUUCAAAGCCGAACAAAUAGCCUUCAAAACUAACAAAACUUUAAAAAUGCAGUUAACGAUAUCUGCACAGUAA
Molecule: messenger RNA, 1233 nt
Organism: Pelobates cultripes (western spadefoot toad)
Lineage: Eukaryota; Metazoa; Chordata; Amphibia; Anura; Pelobatidae
Source: the annotation of a GenBank genome assembly